Molecule: messenger RNA, 2124 nt
Organism: Ceratosolen solmsi marchali
Lineage: Eukaryota; Metazoa; Arthropoda; Insecta; Hymenoptera; Agaonidae
Gene: LPCAT
Product: lysophosphatidylcholine acyltransferase
Exons: 11
Coding region: 314-1858 (514 amino acids)
Cellular component (GO): endoplasmic reticulum
Molecular function (GO): lysophosphatidic acid acyltransferase activity
Source: RefSeq, a predicted model, not a curated record
GUCGCCGAUGCGUCGACACGAGCGCUGCCAGGCUGUGCAAGCGGCAUUUAUUCCUCGUCUCUGCCCCUCUCGGCCCUCCUCGCCGCCCUCACGCUCCCUCCACGGCCCCCUGUCUCUUUACCCGUGAUGUCGUCCGGGCGAUGCUGCCCCGGAAUCGAUCGCUGGCGGUAUAACGCGGGGGUGCAUUAGGGCCGAUCGCCGGACCGAAGCGCGCGUUGUUGUCUAGGUUUGUAGUGCCUUAAAGGAGCUCCCGGUGUGCUUGUUGUUUUAAUUGGCUGGCGGCCCCUCGUCCCGGCCCCAGGAGUCGCCCAACAUGCGCUACAGGAACAAGGAGAUCGAGGUUGCCGACGAGAUUAUGGAGGAGAGCGAGAAGCUGACCAGCGGCGGCAAGGACGACAUUUUCCAGGGGACCAUCGGCAACGAGAUACUCAAUCCCUUCGUCCAUCGGCUCGAGCUCGAAACGACCUACGACAAGAUCAAGACGGUCUUUCUCACAGUAGCCUUGUUGCCGAUCCGACUCAUGGCCAUCACAGUCCUGGUAAUUUUAGCUUGGUUUAUGGCCUGUAUCGGCCUCCACGGGAUGUCCGAGGAGGAUCUUCGACGGGCGCCACUUAAAGGAUGGCGACGAGAAUUACGCGCGGUGGUCUGCUGGAUGAUGAGGAUGUUCUUCGUAUGCAGUGGCUUCCACCUCGUAAAGGUCAAGGGCCAGCAGGCCGACACGAAGGAGGCCCCGAUACUCGCCCUCGCGCCUCACUCCAGCUUCUUCGACGCUCUCCCGGUUGUACACCUCGGCGGCCCGAGCAUCGUCGCCAAGGCCGAGACCGGCCGACUUCCCUUCUUUGGGAAACUAAUAAACUAUACGCAACCAGUUUACGUAUGGAGAGACGAUCCAAAUUCUCGGCAGAAUACCGUUAAGGAAAUUAUUGAACGUGCCACAUCUAAGGAAGAUUGGCCUCAGGUAAUGAUAUUCCCGGAAGGGACAUGUACCAAUCGCUCCUGUCUCAUCACAUUCAAAUCCGGUGCUUUUUAUCCGGGUGUUCCGGUGCAGCCGGUCUGCAUCAGGUACCCCAACAAACUGGAUACCGUCACCUGGACCUGGGAAGGACCUGGCGCAUUGAAACUUCUAUGGUUGACUCUGACGCAAUUAAAUAGUAGCUGCGAAAUUGAAUUUCUUCCGGUUUACAAGCCAAACGAAGCCGAAAAACUGGAUCCCAAACUUUAUGCUAAUAAUGUUCGACGUCUCAUGGCUGAGGCAUUAAAAAUUCCCGUGUCGGAUUACACGUACGACGAUUGUCGAAUAAUCAGCAAAGCACAUCAACUGCAUAUACCAAAUGCCUCUGGCAUAGUUGAGGCGCAUAAACUUCGCUUCAAACUUGGACUAGUUAAAGAGAAGACCGAAGAAGAUUUGGUACAGACAAAGUGCGAAAGGUUUCCGGAAAUGGUUGACUUUCCGAAAUUCGCUCACCUGUUAAGACUCGACGAAAAUAAUUUAGCAGCUCAACAUUUAUUUAAAAUUAACGAUAAGCAUAAUCGAGGAAUAAUCGAUUUUGAGGAUUACGUUUUCACCGUAAUGGCAAUAGCGAAUGCCAACAAUGCACUCGAUAUGGUCGAAAUUGCCUUCGGAGUUUGCAGUCCAGAUCCAAGCUGUCAUUUAAAUUCGUUGGAAUUGCGAAAAGCAUUGCACCUCUCAUUGAGCCUGAAUGAGGAGGAAUGCGACAAAAUAUAUUAUCAGAUUCAAAAAGAACACAAUUGUAAUACUGUAAAUCAAGAAAUGGUGCUGACGGUGCUGAGCACACGCCCUGAAUUCCAGCACCUCUUCAACAAGACCUCCGACGCGAAGAGAAAAAAGUCCAUUUGAGUCAUGCUCCCAAAAUCACAACGUCCUCCAGUUUGCUCGAGAGAGCAUCGCCGACAUCGCGACUCACACACGAAGCCACUCGUCCACGAGGUCUCCUCCGGCUUCAUUCAGCUCGUGUAAUAAAACUUGGUGCUGCAACAAUUUUAAUGUGCUGCUGGCGCUGCUACUGCUACUGAUAACUUAACGAUGCUCGCGAGACUAAUGAACAUUAUAAAUGUGUCAAGAAAGUGCCAGCCACUUUCGAACUAAUACAGAGAUAUUAUGUU